Messenger RNA from Toxotes jaculatrix (banded archerfish), 1436 nucleotides. Its product is annotated as E3 ubiquitin-protein ligase NEURL3. The transcript is spliced from 5 exons. NCBI's taxonomy places the organism in Eukaryota, Metazoa, Chordata, Actinopteri, Toxotidae. The record is from RefSeq and is a predicted model, not a curated record. Gene Ontology annotation, molecular function: ubiquitin protein ligase activity. The coding region runs from base 115 to 957 and encodes 280 amino acids.
GGUUUUACAGUAAACCCAAUCAGCCAACACACCCAUUUCAGGACAACUAAACCAAGACACAGACGUGAACACAUCUCCUCUCAAGACACAAAAGAAAAGUACUGCCUCUUCAUAAUGCUGAAGAAGCUUGACAACGGGAACACUGAGAUGGCAAAAACAUCACACAGUUGCGGCCUGUUCUGCCUUGGCCCUCUGACCUUCCACCGUGAGGCUGUGGGAAACAAGGUCUGCCUGAGCCAGGGGGGUCGACUCGCAGUGAGGACGGGGCACACCUUCAGAAACGGUCUGGUGUUCAGCAACCGCCCAGUGAAAGUCUGCGAGAAGAUUUGCCUGAGGGUGGAGAAACAUUUGUUCACAUGGCACGGUGCACUGCGCGUGGGCUUCACCAACGUGCCACCCUCAGCCAGAUCUCUGCCUCUGCCGUCCAUGGCCAUCCCUGACCUCAGCGACAGCCCAGGGCAUUGGGCUGCCCCUGUGCAUGAAUUCUACUGCCAAGGAGGUUCAGAGCUGCAGUUCUGGGUUUCACAUGGUGGCAGCAUAUAUGUCAAAAGCAACGACGGCAUGAAACAUAAACUGCUGAAGGGGGUGAACCUCGGUCAGCCCCUGUGGGCAAUGAUAGACAUCUACGGUCAGACGUGCUCCAUUUUCCUCCAUGGAUCAGAGAAAAGGAAGCUGUUUGUCACAAGAAGAUCCUGUCCUGCGUCUGAACCCCUCACCUCGCCUGAUGUUGACAAUGACUACCUUUCGAUUUUUGAUAGACCAAGUCUCUUUAGAAACAUAGAUUUCUCCAUCUCCAGCCCUGACAUGGAAGUCCCAGCAGAUGAAGCCUGUGUGGCGUGCAUGACACUAAAGGCUAACAACACUCUGCCUUGUGGCCACCGGUGUUUGUGCAACCACUGCAAACCCAUGGUUUUCCUGCAUGUCGGCACCUGCCCGCUGUGUCGACGUGAUAUGUGACUUGUGAUUAUCAGUGGAGGGGGCAGUUUGAAGAGGUUUGCCAUGUGGCCACAGUGUCCCUUGUUGAAGCCCAACCAUGUUUUUCAGCUCUCUCUUCCUUGAUGUGUAAAUGUUGAACAAAUGUUGAACUGAGAUGUUUAUGUGAAGAUACUGAACUGGAGUAUUACCUGAUCAUGUGUGACGAUUUACUGCUUGCAGAAUGAAAGGAACUGCACUUUUAUUUCGUUUGUUAAGGCAAACAUGAAACAUGGUGAGGACAAUCUAUGAUUUAUAGUUUCUGCACUCACAGCAAGUGUAAUGUAAUCUAUGUAAUAUAAUAAUAAUAUAAUAAUAAUAUUGUACAGUAUAUUUACCCUCGUUGAUGUUAUAAAUCUUAUCAGUGUUUAUUUUUGUACAUUUAAAGUAGGUCCGAAAAUGAUGUUUUAUUUUAAUUAAUUAUUGAAAUAUGCCUGUAAAAAUAAAUGUUAUCAUAACUAUGA